This is a messenger RNA of Trichomycterus rosablanca, 1199 nucleotides long. It is a transcript of the gene 42sp43, whose product is annotated as P43 5S RNA-binding protein. The transcript has 9 exons. Gene Ontology annotation, cellular component: nucleus. The record is from RefSeq and is a predicted model, not a curated record. Bases 1 to 1098 code for a protein of 365 amino acids. NCBI's taxonomy places the organism in Eukaryota, Metazoa, Chordata, Actinopteri, Siluriformes, Trichomycteridae.
AUGAACCAGACUAAAUCAGGGAAGGUGAACGGGGUGCCGCGCCUGCAGCUCUUCAACUGCGUGCACGCGGACUGCGGAGCCACGUUCACGCGCAAGUGGCGUCUGGAAGAGCACGAGACCGUGCACACCGGGGCGAGGCCCCACAAGUGUCCUGAGGAGGGGUGCAGGAGUCGCUUCAGGAGGAGAUCAGAUCUCAGCAGGCAUGCUCUCAAACACAAAGGGAAACUCAUCAGAUGCACCGUAGGAAACUGCAGCAAGACUUUCUACAACCCCGAUAACCUGAAGCGACACGUCCGAUACGCUCACGGAGACAAAGACAAGUACUUCAGGUGUAAUCAACCCAACUGUCAGGCCACGUUUAGGAAGCGCCGCAUGUUGAAGAUUCACCUGGCCGAGCACGGCGUCAUCUCCGCCUUCAGGUGUACGAGGGUCGGCUGUGGGAUGACGUUUGCCACUCACAUCGCCCGGAGAGCUCACGAGAGGAAACACAAAGGUUACCGCUGUCCUUACCCCGAGUGUCUGACCGUGGAGCGCACGUGGGGAAGAUUACUGAAGCACAAAGCCAAACACCCAGCUUCGUAUUCCUGCGUGACCUGUAAGAAGACGUUCACGAAGCGCGACGCUGUCCGGCGACACAAGCGUACCCACGCCCUGCAGAAACCCGUCCUGCUGUGCCCGAGCGAAGGGUGCCAGGCUUACUUCUCCACCACCUUCAACCUGCAGCACCACAUCCGCAAGGUCCACCUGAAGCUGCUGCCGCACCAGUGCUCCUUCACCGGCUGCACCAAAACCUUCGCCAUGAGGGACAGUCUGGUUCGUCACAUGCUUCGUCACGAUCCUGAUGCUGCUAAACCGAAGCGUCAGAAGCGCAGCAGUAAGAGUUGGCAGAAGCGUCUGGAGGGGCGGAACCGCCGCACCCUGGUGGAGGAAGACCUGCGCCGACUCUUCGCCCUGCGCCUGCGCUUCUCCCGCCGCACCAAGCUGGAGGCCAACCUGUCGGGACUGUUCAACGAGCGCAAGAUCCCUCACUACGUCGACCCCGAGGUCAACCUGCGUGACCUCUUCAACAUCAAACCACCUCAGAAGGUCAAAGGUUAAUAUAAUACCUGGUAAAGCCGCAGAUCAGCGACUAUAAAUCAUUUAAAAAGGAGAGAAUUUAGUUCAUGUGAAACUGCAGGACGGAGGUUUAUUUUAUUAUU